AUGGAGCCGCGGCCGCGCUCGGAGCACGGACUGUCGCCAGCGGCGAGUCCGAAGCUGUCGUCCCGUGGGCGCCCGGCGACGACGCCGAAGCUCCGCAUCCAUAAGAUCUUGUCGCUGCCCCAGAAAGCAACGACACCGCCGCCCGAGACGCCGCCAAACGACGGGCCGCAAGUGUUCUUUAUGACCAACCUACCCGACUCGCCGCCCAAACCGACCGACGCGUCCGAGAGCAGCGACGACAUGGAAAAUACAAGGACUUCAAUGGCUCUGCCCAGCAUCGAAAUGCUGGCGGCGAGCCAGCAACCGCGUCGCUCCGAGCUCGACAGCGCGCGUGCCGAGCCCCGUGCGAUGGCUGACGCCAUGCCUGAAGACGACGACGAGAACGGGUCGGAGGCAAGCGCUCCGAACCAAAUCGAGUGCCAUGCAGAUAUCGAGAACGACGAGAUGCAAGAGACCGAGGUCGAUGGCGGCGGCUACUACGCGCAGUGGCGCCAGCAAAUGGCGAGUGCCGAGGCGGCACGGGCAGCGCUCGAGGCCGACUUGCGACAGUACGUCGACUCGCUGCACGCCAAAGCCGACGACGCGGGCGAGGCGAUCGUGGCGUUCCCAGACAACUACAACGACGUCGUGGCCCUUAUGACGAGCAAAGACGUGCACGAUACGUCGGCGACGCCGUGGACGAGAGCGCUGCUGCACGAUGGCCUCGCGCGCACGCACGCUUUCGGAAGCAUUCCAGGCGAGGACGCGCCGUCCGAGCUCAACAUGAAGAUUGCCAAGGGGAUUGCACUCAUUCGGAAAAACGACCUGAUCCUCGAGGGCCUGAAUGAGACACUCAAAGGCUCGUGCAGUGCCAAACCGUUCCUGUCGCAGCCAACCAUUGCAAAACGCACCACGAGCGCCCAGCGGAUCAAAGACCAGGUCGAAGCCGCCAAGAGCUACGACGCCACCGACUUUGUGGCGAGAAACAAGGAAAUGAAGCUCGCGGGCAAGCACCUCACGCGGACCGAAGAGGCGCGCGUGGCGGCGCUUCUGAUCGACGACGCACCCACUAAUGAGCCCGAGCCGCCGCGCCUGGCGUUUGCAGCACCAGACGAAGCGCGCUUGGCCGCACUCGACGCGACGCUCGAGACGAUGCUGGCGACGCGCAAGGCGGACCCGAACGUGGUAUUGCGCGGCGCCGUCGUGAUCCCACCGGCGUGGGCGGGCGGCGACGAGCGCUACGCGAAGGACCGACUUGCAACCAUUGAUGCAACGCUCCAAGGGUUCCACGACGAAGAGAAUGGCGUUGACGACGACUGCAUCUCGUUCCGCAGUGGCAGCAGUCGGCACACGAGUAUCUACUCGUUGGCGAGCACAAGCGCAUCGAGCCGCACGGUCACCAAGCGGCAGCUGCACGACAUCACCAAAAGCGCCAAAGAUGAAGUCACGGAGAAGGCGCCUGCGGCGGCGAUCCAGCAGCUGCUCUCAUCCCUCUCUGGUAUUACCAUCGAAAUCCUCGACGACGACGACGACGAGGAUGUCGAGAACGGCGCGACGGCGCCCGACGAGCCGCCACCCGCCAGUGCCACGGUGCAGCCGCACAAGCCUAAGUACGAGAGCCGGCCUUCGAUCGCUGGGCGAAGGAAAGGUCACGUCGGCCCAGCGGCAUCCGCGGUGGCCAAAGCAUCGUUCGCGCACCUUUUUACGCUUCCGUUCGAAGCCCACGGCCACCGCAAGGUCGUGACGACCACAUCGCACCGGUAG
Saprolegnia parasitica CBS 223.65 is the source of this 1743-nucleotide messenger RNA. RefSeq lists its product as hypothetical. Bases 1 to 1743 code for a protein of 580 amino acids. The transcript has 15 exons. The record is from RefSeq and is a predicted model, not a curated record. Lineage: Eukaryota; Oomycota; Saprolegniomycetes; Saprolegniales; Saprolegniaceae.